AUGCUGCCACCAGUGCUGUGUUACCUGCCCCGACCCCGGCCGCUCGAUGCCCUCUCCAGACGUCCCGAAGCCCUGACGGACGGGAUCGCCUGCUCACAGGCACCGCCCGGCCUCCGACACUGCCCGCUGUCUGUCCACUGGCCACAGGGAACAGUAAAGAUCAUCUCAAGACUGUUCCCACGGAGAACGUGCCGCGGGUCGCAGGCCUCUGGGGUCCCGCAGCCAUUUCCUCGGAGCUCCGCGGAGUGGGCGGGCGGGCGGGGUCGGCGCCGGUCACCGAGACUCGGGGCUAGAAGGGCCGACCGCGCCCUGAGCAGCGCCCCCGCGCGGAGGGAGGAGGCCCUCCCCCCACCCCCCCGCGCGCCUGCGCUCUGCGGAUCCCAGGCCGCGGUGAGCCGCAGGCCGACCCGCCCUCCCGCGGAGCGCCCAGCGGCCUGGGCCGGCUUUGUGGCGGCGGGGCAGGGACGGCGCUCGGCCAUCAGCCGCGCUCUCAAGUUUCUGCUGGACUCGGAGCGCAGCACGCCGGCCCCCCGCCUCUCGUCCCCGCACGCACGACCGCCCCGCAGGGCCUGCGAGGAAAAGGGGGACGGUCACUGCCCAGAAAGGGGAAAGGGGGUCUGGCCGAGGGUCACAGCCCUCCACCUGGAUGUUCUUCACUCGGUGCGCCGGCCCCAGCCAGUCCCCAGACACGCCACAGAUGGACCGCGGGGCACUGUGCGCACCGCACGCCUCUGCCCCGAGGGCAGGAGCUCCUCCGUAGCCCCCAUGACGUAGGCGACUCAACGGCCUCCCGC
This is a messenger RNA of Lutra lutra (Eurasian river otter), 794 nucleotides long. RefSeq lists its product as uncharacterized. Bases 1 to 774 code for a protein of 257 amino acids. The transcript has 2 exons. The record is from RefSeq and is a predicted model, not a curated record. Lineage: Eukaryota; Metazoa; Chordata; Mammalia; Carnivora; Mustelidae.